AUGACUGUCACUUCCGAAUAUAAAGCGAUGGACGAUGAAUCGUGUGUCGAAACCCUCGUGACUUCCCGAUUCCUCACCGGAUGGAGGCUGCACAUCACAACUCUUGCCCUUCUUAUCAACCUCUACCUCGUCAACCUCGAGACUACCAUCGUCAGCACCUCGCUCGUUACCAUCGCCGACGAAAUGCAGGCCUUCAACCGGACAACGUGGAUCGUCACCGGCUAUCUCAUCACCUACACUGGCUUCAUCAUUAUCUGGAGCAAGUUGAGUGACAUCAUCGGCCGGAAGAUCGCCCUGCUCACCACCCUUGCCGUCUUCAUCGCCUUUUCCCUCGGUUGCGGCCUCGCCCAUACAAUGGAAACUUUGAUCGUGUGUCGUGCAUUCCAAGGUAUCGGAUCUGCGGGCGCUUAUUCCCUUUCCUUUCUCGUCUUCUAUGAGAUGAUCCCCAAGUCCAAGAUGCCCCUGUACGGAGCCUUCAUUGCCGGUGUCACCGCAUUGGGUCUCUCCACCGGUCCGACCUUUGGAGGAUUGUUGAAUGAGUUCGGGACCUGGCGAUGGAUCUUCUACCUCAAUCUUCCUGCCGGAGGUGUUGCGAUCGUCCUCCUCGCCAUCUCCCUGCCUCUGGAAUUUGGCCGAAGCAAAAAUAACAAUGGUUUCGUCCUAUCAGACCUCCGUCGGAUCGAUCUUGUCGGCGCCGUGCUUCUCCUGUCCGGCUCGCUGCUGCUGGUGACCGCCUUGAAUGAAGCCAACGUCGACUAUUCCUGGUCCUCGGCGACGAUCAUCGUGCUCCUUGUCUUCUCUGCUAUCUCCUGGGCAGCCCUUGUCUUCUGGGAAUACCUCACCACCAACAGCAAGACCACCCGACAGGAGCCCGUCUUCCCGACCCGGUUCUUCCGCCAGCGCAACUGGAUGGGCAUGCUCCUGACCACCUUCCUUGUCGGCUUCCCCUCCACUGUCGUGGUGGUCAACCUGCCCGAGCGCUUCCAGAUCGUCAACGGCGAGUCGUCCCUCGACGCAGGAGUCCGACUCCUGGCUUACUCGGCCACCUCGGCCGUUGCAGCCGGCGUGGCGAGUAUCCUCUCGAAGAAACUCCGCAUCCCCUUUGUCUACACCCUGUUCGUCGGAGCCGCCCUGCACACCACAGGUGUCGCCUGUCUGUCUACACUACCGACCUCUUCUCACUUCCCGGGAGUGGGAUACUUUUACGAGAUGUUGGCCGGUGCAGGUGUUGGUGUCACAUAUGGCAUUCUCGUCCUCGCGACCCCAUACGUAGUAGACGAAAGAGACUUAUCCGUUGCUACCGGUGCAAUCAUCCAGUUCCGCUUCCUCGGCGGCGCGAUCGGACUCGGUAUCGCUACAAAUGUGCUGAACGGGAUGCUAAAGUCUGAUCUGAGUGGCAUCCUAACUGCUGAACAGCUCCGUGUGCUACUAAAAGACACCGAGGUCAUUGCCACGCUGAGCUCCCAGACCCAGGAGGUGGUCCGCCACGUCUUCGCCCGGAGCUACAAUACCCAACUGCGCGUCAUGGUGGGUUUGGCUGCUGCGCAGAUCCCGGCGGCAGCUCUUAUCUGGAGAAAGGGAAAUCAGUGGACGUGUUUGGAGGAGUAG
Molecule: messenger RNA, 1608 nt
Organism: Penicilliopsis zonata CBS 506.65
Lineage: Eukaryota; Fungi; Ascomycota; Eurotiomycetes; Eurotiales; Aspergillaceae
Exons: 6
Coding region: 1-1608 (535 amino acids)
Biological process (GO): transmembrane transport
Molecular function (GO): transmembrane transporter activity
Source: RefSeq, a predicted model, not a curated record